Lactuca virosa is the source of this 1663-nucleotide messenger RNA. The record is from the annotation of a GenBank genome assembly. Lineage: Eukaryota; Viridiplantae; Streptophyta; Magnoliopsida; Asterales; Asteraceae.
UUCUAGGGUUCCAGCAUCUCAAUCAUCAUCUUUAUCCAUUAUCCGGGAGAAAAAGCAUUAAUUCUAGAGUUUGCAGGCUUGUAAGAAGAAAAAUGAGCUGGCGAAGAGUAGCAAAGUCCCUACAGGCUUUCUCUGCUCAUACUUUACUCUUCUGCUUUACCCUCUUGCUCGUUCUCAAAUUGGAUCACCUUAUCUUCUCCUCUUGGUGGGUUGUCUUUUUCCCACUUUUCAUAUUUCAUGUAGUUGUUGCCAGAGGAAGAUUCUCUUUACCUGCACCUUCAGCUCCCCAUGAUCAUCAUUGGGCACCAUGUCAUGCAAUUGUUGGCAUGCCUUUGCUUGUUGCAUUUGAACUUCUUCUUUGUGUCUUUCUGGAGAGUGUCUAUGUUAUGAAAGUUCCUGCUGUUAACUUGAAGAUGGUCUUUCUUCCCUUGUUGGCAUUUGAAAUAGCAAUUCUUAUUGAUAAUAUCAGAAUGUGCAAAGCUUUACUACCAGGUGAUGAGGAAAAUUUGAGUGAUGAUGCAAUAUGGGAGACACUUCCUCAUUUUUGGGUUUCUAUCUCCAUGAUCUUCUUCAUAGCUGCUACCUUAUUCACCCUUCUGAAGCUAUCUGCAGGUGAUAUAGGCGCUUUAGGUUGGUGGGACUUGUUCAUAAAUUUUGGAAUUGCAGAGUGCUUUGCAUUUCUUGUUUGCACAAAGUGGUCUAAUCCUGCGAUUCACAGAGAUUCCCAAACACCUGAAGCCAGUUAUCCAUCGACAUCUGUCAGAUAUCUGAACUGGAAUAAUGGCUUACUGGUCUCCUCAGAUGGUAUUUCUGAAGAUAGAAUGUGUGGUCUUCAAGACAUAGGUGGUCAUAUUACCAAAAUACCCAUCAUUGUCUUUCAAAUCCUGCUUUGUAUGCACUUGGAGAGAAAACCUUUUGCUGCUAGUUUUAUCCCUCUUUGGGUAGUCUUCUCUCCUUUACUUGUACUUCAAGGAGCAGGAGUUCUUUUUUCAGCAUCAAGAUUGGUGGAGAAAAUUGUCAUUUUACUACGUGCGGGGUCCAGUACAGGAAGAUAUUUUAUUUUUUCUGCAAGAGCACGUGACUGCUUUGGGUAUUUGUACCAUGGUUCUAGGUUGCUUGGUUGGUGGUCUAUUGAUAAAGAAAGUCAAGAAGAACAGGCACGACUUUACCACGAUGGAGCAUCGGGUUAUAAUACUUUUUGUGGAUAUCCACCUGAAGUAGUAAAGAAAAUGCCCAAGAAGGAUCUUGCUGAGGAGGUUUGGAGACUUCAGGCUGCUCUUGGUGAGCAAACUGAAAUCAAGAAAAUCAGCCAGCAGGAAUAUGAAACACUUCAAAAUGAAAAAAUUCUGUGUAGGGUUUGCUUUGAAAGAGAGAUAAGCAUAGUACUCCUCCCUUGUCGCCAUUGGGUUCUUUGCAGUGUGUGCUCUGAAAAGUGUAAAAAGUGUCCUAUUUGUCGUGUUAAUAUUGAGGAGCGAUUACCUGUAUGUGAUGUAUAGCUUUUAGUAGUUGUGAAGUUGCAAAGAAGAAACUCGAGUGGGGAUGCAAUUUUUUUUUUUUUUUUUGCAAGUUCCUUGUAACAUUAUAGUACAUUUUGCAUUAUUUUGGUUGGCAAAAUGUAAAUGUAAAAAAAAUACAAAUAGUUGUAUAAAGUUAUUAUAACAGU